UCCGCGCUAAAUUGUUGACAAAUGAAAAGUAGACUUGUACUUCAUUUAUCCUUUAUUCUUACCUGUUUGUUAGAUUUCAUGGAAUAGAAAACAAAAUCCUCCACUCUUAAUAUAUGUCAUAGCUAAACAUGAAGUUUUUAUACUGCUUGGUUGUAUUGGUGGUUUUUUGUCAGACCUGUUGCCAAGGAGAUAAAGAUCAUGAUGAAGAUUUCAUUGAUCCCUUUGACAUGAUUAAUUUUGAUUCUGUCUCAAAGGUUAUGAUUAAUAAGGGAAACAAAGACAAGGAAGUAAAAAACCAAGAAAAUAAAGUCACAAAAGAUGAAACGAUCAUGAAAGAUGAAAGAAUCUCGGAGGAGAAAAAAGUCACAAAUGAUGAAAAAGUAACGUCAGAUAAAUCAGCUCAGAGCAUCCCUCCUGCAUCUACAACACAGUCACCACCAGUUACAAACAAAGUUCGAGAUGAUCAGAAACCACCAGACAGAAAUCCUGGUUCUCUCUUGUUCAGACAAUUUGUUAAAAAGUUGAUUUCAUAUUUUCAGUCAAAGGCUCCAGAAUCUACACAAGAAUAUCAUGUAUGGGUCAAAUUAUCCAAGGAUCAGUAUAGUGUUUUACAAACGUUUGCAGACGGCCAGUCAAAUAUUCAUGAUGCUCAGGAAAUCUUAGUCAGUAUGAUUACUGAUGUGACAAAAUCUAAUGUUGGAACUGCUGCUAAAUUAUCCAUGUGGUUUGAAGAAAAGACAGGAGCUUCACUUGACAAUGUCUUAAAGAUGGUAACUAUAAUGAGUUUAAUAUCGAUGGUACUGUACAUGGAGAUUGGCUUACAUAUUUCAUGGAGGAGACGAGUUACACAGCUGAUAAUGCUAGCCUUUGUUAUAAGUAUACCAAUGACUUGGUAUGAACUUUAUCAGACAGCUCAGAUAAACCAGCAGACUGUAACAAUGAAAGAGGCUCCAAAGGAGUGUGUUCAGGAUAUGGAGAAAGAGGAUUGGCUGACAUUCUAUACACAUGCCUUCAAACAUAUAUUUACGUUCCAGGAGGACAACUGUCAGAAGUACUAUGAACACAUGUUGAUUGAUCCUCUUCUUAAAGUUACUCCAACAAAGGCAAUAGCAGUGACAUUUGUACGAUUUUUCUUAUCUCCCUUGAAGGAUAUCGGGACAGCAUUUAGUGAAUUCAUGAGAGCAUUAUUAAUAGACUUACCAGUAACUUUAUAUCCAGUUGCUAUAGUUACACUUUCCAUGUUCUUUUUCUUGUUUUUGUUUAUGUGGUUUGGAUACAGUAUCAGACUUCCAUUUUGGGUGUCCAUUGAACCAAGUCAUGUAGUCAUGGUAACAGGAGGAGGAACAACAGAUAAUACUCAGGCCAUAGAGGAUGUGCAGAAACAGUUGGAAGCUUUAGUAGGUAGUAUAGAAAACUCAGAAACACGCAUGGCAGACGAAUUAAAAAGAAUGGGAGAAAUACAAACAAGAUCAAUAGAAUAUACGGCUGCUGCCAUGACAACUAAUGUUGCUCCUCCCACUCUUCAGUCAGCUAUUGUCUUUAACAGAAGUGACAUAAGUUUCGAAUCUUCAUCAGAAACUGAGAUAAAAUCUCCCAUUCCAUGUUCUGACGAUUCUUUUUCUGUUACUGAGGAAGUUGCGGUAUGUCAGGAAUCAGUGACAAAAGUGAUGCAGCCAAGUGGGACAACCCCAGUGGAUAAUAUUGGUCCUAAUUCAUGAUAAUUGUGAUUAUUGUGAUUGUUGUGAUGAUUAAUCAUUUCAUCUAAAAUGUCUCAUUUUCAUCUAGAUAUCAAAUGGAAAAAUAUGUGAUGCGUAUUAAUUUAUUGUGUGUUUGAGAUUAUUUCAUAAUUGGUUCACUCUUGUAUUCAUGUGUUGUAUAUUUUUUUGUUUUCUAAUAAUUCUACCCAUUUCUAGGGGAGACAACUUUGUUGGUUUGGAACUUCUUAAGCAAAAGUAUAUUAUAUACAGAUGAAUUCCUUCAAUAGAAACAAGUAGCAAUUGAUAAUGAAUAUGAUUUUUUUGUAAGCAACAAUGUUUUUGGCAGAUAUUCUUCAAUAAUGUGAAAAUAUAUUCCAUGUCUGCUUAUGUCUUAAAAGGGCCUCAGUGUCAUAGUGGUCUAAGUAGGUGAACUACUGUAUCAAUAGCCUGUCAACACUGAAGUUUUGAAUCCUGCACAGGGCAGGUGCACUCAUCAUCAAUCUUAGUUGACUCGGAUUUUCAGUUUUUCUACUGAAGGUUGAUUGUUCUCUCUGUGCACUCCGACUCCUUCCACCAAUAAAAACCUACCGCCAUGUAUAGCACAAAAGUGUUGAAAUCGGUGUUAAAUACCAUUCUAUUAAUAUAUUAUAAACCUGUAACAUCGUUACAUGACAUUAUCAGUUCAUUUCUGCUGAAUGUCAACAUUUAAUGAUAAUGUCAUGACUACAAAUAAAGUGCUUUCCUGAAAUCCUACAGUUAUACAGACUGUUUUCUUUACCCCUGCAGAUAUUUUGCUUAUAUUUUGCUUGCAACAGAAGAUUUACAAGUUUUAAUGUGUAGCAUUAUACCCCAAAUAUACACGUGAAAAAGUCCCAUAAAAUCUAACCUGAGGAAGACUAAAAAAAUCACCAUUUAAAAUUCCUAUGGAGAUUUGCAUUGAAAAGGGAGAUAACUCUUGCGAAAAAGGCAGAAAUAUCAAUAAAAAUUGAUACAAAAUUAUAACUUUACCGCUUCUAUUCAUCAGAAUGUAUUGAUUCUUGAUUUUUUAGCAGUCUUUAGACUAUACCAAACAACUGUAAUGGUGUAUUUAUAUCUUUUAUCAAGCUAUAAUCUAGAUUUCGUAAUUCAUUAGUUGACCAUUAAUUGAAUUUUUCACAUGUCAAGGUAAAGAAUUUCAAAUUUAAUAAAAACAAUUAAGCAUGUAUUCUUCUUUUUGUGGUUUAAAGUCUCUUUAGAUAAUUAUGUUGCUGUAAACAUAUAAUAUACAGAUAUAAACAAUACCAAAUGUUCACAAAGCUUCGAUCAAAUUUGCAAUUUCUUAAUGAAAAAUGCACGAAAAAAAUAAAACUACCCAUAACUCUUCGGUUUUGUACAUUUCAUGAGCAGAAGAUUAUAUAAUUUAGUCAAAUACAAACUUAUAACCCCAUUAAAGUAUCAUACUUUACAUAAAUUUCAAGAAAAUCAACCAAAAACUGAUAAAAAAAGACCCAUUUUUGCUAGAGUUAUCUCCCCUUCUAAUGUUAAUUUCCAUAGGAAAUUUGAAAUGCUGAUUUUGAGUUUUCCUCAAGUUAGAUUUUAUGGGACUUUUUUCAGUGUAUAUAAAGGGUAUAAUGCUAUAGAUUAGAACUAAAACAUUUUCUGUUGCAAUUAGUUUGAGGUAAAAUCUUAGUUUGACUGGACUAUAAAGAUUAUUGAGCAAGUUAUAGGUUGUUGUUUUUUUUGACUAAUUUUACAUGGAAUAAUGGCUUUGGACUUCAAUGAAAUGUUUUCCAAGUUAAACAUUUACAAUAUUUAGAAUAUUUUUACAUGAUAUUUUUUCCUAAUAAACCCAGCAUAAGCUAUAGUCCUUUAGUGAAAUUUACCUUUAGCUAUAUCCUCUUGACUUUUGAAACACAGUACCGGUACAUUGUAAUUUUUUUCAUGUAAAAUGUAAAUGCAGGGAUUUUGUUGUACAUUACUAUGAUUACUUAUGUAUUUGUUGAUAUAGACAAUUUCUGAUAUUUUUAUGAAAUUAUGUAUGGGUUAAAUACCAAAUUUAAUAUAUAGUGGAUAUUUUUUCUUCUGAAUUAUUGUGAAAGGAGUUCUUAGUGUGUUUUGGUCAUUUGUGUCACUACUUUUUUUUGGGAGAAAUUAUGGUUAGAAAUUUGACCUAUUUAUAAAAUUAAAAGAUUCGGAAAUCAUUAUUAAAUUGAAAGGAAAACCUAAAACUAUCUAAAUGUAAAGAAGAUUUUAAAUUUUUGAGGGAUAUUUUUUACAUUAAUACAUGUAGCUGUAAAAUAAAAAAAUAAAUAAGGUUAACAUUCUCCUUUUUUGAAAAGAUAAAAUUUUGUUGAUUUUCUGUCAAAUCCAGUUAAAUAUUGUUUCACUCUCACCAUGUAUCAUCAGUACACCAGCUAUAGGUACUAACCAAGCGAGCAUGAUCGAUUUUGACCUUACAAGGUAACCAAGAUCUUUGUUUUGCUUUAUCAAAAUUCCAUGUACAUUUCUCAACAUUUGAAAUUCCUGCUCCCAAAUAAUUUUUGCAUCGAUUUUUUCCUAUUCAUAAAACAACUUUUAUAUUCAAAUAAGAACAAUUAACUUGUUCAUGCGCAAAUAGUUGUGAAGGUCAACACCCACUUUCAAUUUCGAUGCAGUUGUUGAGACAUUUACAUGUUUUAUCUGAAAGAAAACUAAUACAGGGCAACAGUAAUGGUUACCAAUCAUAAACCUACCUGUGAUUACCCAUUCCUUAAAACUGUUAGGGUAAUAAACGAGUAUGAAAAUAAAGUUUUUGUGUAUUGUGUACAACAACUUAACUAUGCACCAUACAUAAGGAUUUGUGUGGUCAGCUAAACACCGUACACAACGCUUCUUUAGGGAUAAAAUAUAGAAAAUAACAUAUGUAUGAAAGAUUUCAAUGCUAAUUAUUGAAACAGCUAUACUUAUUAUACACACACAUUGACCUUCUAUCAGAAAAGGAUUUGAAAAGAAUAUAGAAUUAUAUCGGAUAAGACGAGGGCCAACUUCUUUUACAAGUAUUUGCACAUGGUUUUAGUAAUCCCUCUUGUUUUUGGAAAAAAAUGAGACAUAUCUAAUCAUCAACCUACGACCAAAUCAUUUCUUAAAACAGCAAUUAUGUUCAGAUUGAAGAACACAUUGAUAUUAUGUGAACAAAACAAAGAUUUUUCUUUACCGUGUAAGAUCAAAAACGUUCACGCCUGCUUGGUGUGUACCUAUAUCUGCUGUACGAUGAUACAUGGUGACUCUGAAUUGAAAAAAUGUAUGUAAAAGUUCCCUAUGCUGCCAAAAUCAGAUUCUUAUAUUAGUAAAUGAGUCAGUUAUUGAUAUAUGUACAUGUAUUUGAAUGUAUUCUUGAGAACAGGAUGCUUUUAUUGCAGUUCCAGGAAAAAGAUAGUGCUUUUUAUGUAUGUUUGUAAGGUUGAUAGUCAAAGAUGGCCUGUAAUGAAGAUUUUCUAUAUGUUCCUCCUAACUAGGAGCACCAACGUAAUAUAUGGUCUGAAGAAGCAACACAAUGUAUUGGAACAGGUUAUUGUUAGAUUGUCUACCCUGUUUCCCAGAUAGGGCCAGACAGGUCUUACCAGAUAGUAACCUUACCACUCAAAUUAGUUUUUUAAGAAGUGAAAUAUUAUUUAGUCUUGUAUAUGCUGCCAGAAACAAUGGUAUUAUAAAGAUGUACUUUUUUUCUUAAUCAACUUUGUAAAGUUAAGUUUUUUAGUGUUUUUUCCACUGGAAUAUAAUCCCUGUAGUAGAUUCUCUUAAUCUAUAUAAAGAUCAUUGGCAGAACCAGGGGGUUUCUUGGGAUUGGAACCCCCCCCCCCUUAAUUUUGGCCAAUCAAUGCAUUUGAAUGGAGACUUAUAGUUGGAACCCCACCUUUUCAAAAUGGCUGGAUCCACCCCUGAAGAUCCGAAUUUUCAAUGAAAUAUGAGAUACUGACUGAAUUUUAAUAACAGUGAUGCCUAGGAUCGAUAUUAGUGAAAAAAAAACCAUAGUUGUUCACAUCCUUGUGCUUUGGUCUGUGGUGAAUAAUUGUUUCAUUGGCAAUCAUAAUCAAUCUUAUUUUUCUACAAGGUGAACUUGCACAGUUUAUGCUAAAAUUGAUAUUUUUUUGUUUAAUUUAAUUUAGUUAAAAAUGUGCCAUAUGCAUGUACAUGUGUACUUAGUAUUGUGCAACAUAAUAUGAACAUUUUUUUUUAUGUUUUGUUUAGAAAGAAGUGAUUGAUGAAUUUUGUAUAUUGUAUUCACAUUUGUUACAGUGAUAAAAGUUUGCAAUUAUAUAUUUGUUUUUCUAACAAUGUAUACUUUAUAAUUUUCUGAACAAAUGUUUCAGGCUAUACAUUUUGUAGUAAAAUUGUUAACAAAAAGAAAAAAAAUGUAUUGUCUUAUUUUCCUGCCAGUUUAUUACGGGGGAAACAAUGCCUGUUUUUGAUGAAGUACAGAAGAAAUGGAUAUGGUGUAGUAAUUCACACCACAAA
Molecule: messenger RNA, 6170 nt
Organism: Mytilus trossulus (common blue mussel)
Lineage: Eukaryota; Metazoa; Mollusca; Bivalvia; Mytilida; Mytilidae
Product: chloride channel CLIC-like protein 1
Exons: 8
Coding region: 129-1718 (529 amino acids)
Cellular component (GO): endoplasmic reticulum; membrane
Molecular function (GO): chloride channel activity
Source: RefSeq, a predicted model, not a curated record